AGCACUUACUCUUCAGAAGAAAUGAAAUUCUCGAUACCCUGACAACAGCAUAGGACGAAGUCCCAUAUACACUCAUCGUCGUCGCUCGACGGUCUCUCCAUAACAUCAAGAACACCAAAAUCUUCGGCUUCUCUAUGCGGAGCUCCCGGCCGGUGCCUUUGCAUAUGGAGUUUGUCCCAGCAAAGUAAUUCCAGAUAUGUGGCCGACACCCUCUUUGCAAGCUCCAUAUUCCAUACCUCUCUUGUUCGUGACAAGUAAUUGAUUAUGACCAAAUGGCCACCCGAUGAUAAACUCACAGGAUGGAAUUGCACCAGCUAUUUGGAUAUGGUCUGACUGAUGCUGGCUUAUGGUGCUCAUCCUCUUACCCUACAAUUACAUCAAUACCUAACAGGUCAUUAAAUUCCUUGAAAUUUGAUAGUGGAAGUUCUCCUUGUUUGCCCUUCUCAAGUCCACUUGAAAGUGAGACCCUACCUCCACCGAGAGACAAUCGAGAGCAGCAGAGCUCUGCUGAAAAUCUUUCUAUAAGUAGCGCCUCUUGUAAGUACACCCUUGAAACCAACAGCAAUCUCGUUUGUUCAUCAAAAUCCGACUUUUGCAUUAACCCUCUUUCAAACCAUCUUAUGUCAUACUCUGAUUUGACGUCAUUGUCUGGGAGUUUGAACGGUAGCCCACAGAUGAAAUUUGCUACAAAGGAAUUAGAGGCUACUUUUGACGAUGUAGUAACAUCGCCAUAUGUUUCAUAUUGGAAGGAUAGCAUUCCACUUCUGCAGGGUCAAAAACCUAACAAGCGGAGCCAACAGUGCUAUAGAUCGAGGUCUAGUCAGCCUCAAGCAUCUGUUGCUUUGAGACAUAAGGAAUUUAAUGAAAAUACUCUGUUGGAGAAAUGGCACAAAGCAAUUGAUGAAUCAUUGGUACGCGGUGUCUCAGAAGACAAGAUAAGGCACUUGCUGAUUGAGUGUGCAAAAGCCUUGUCAGAGAACAAUACAGAUGAAUUCGAUAAGUUGGCCAAGAAGGCUUGGACUGCAGUGUCAACAUGUGGAGGGCACGUUCAGCGUCUAGGUGCGUACAUGGUAGAAGGGCUCGUGGCAAGGAGGAAAUCUUUAGGAACUCAGGUCUCCCGUGUCCUUAAAUGUAAAGAGCCGCAAAGUGAAGACUCGCUCACCUACAUGCAUGUUUUGUAUGAAAUCUGCCCUUACUUGAAGUUCGGUUACAUGGCAGCUAAUGGAGCUAUUGCAGAAGCUUGCAGAAACGAGGACUGCAUCCACAUAAUAGACUUUCGAAUUGCUCAGGGAACUCAAUGGGUCACUCUGCUUCAGGCACUCGCGGCGAGGCCCGGUGGGGCCCCACAUGUACGGAUUACGGGGAUUGACGACCCUAUAUCAAGAUAUGCUCGUCGUAUCGGAUUGGAGGAAGUGGAGAGGAUGUUGGCUGGAAUAUCUGAGCAAUUCCGGAUUCCUGUGGAGUUCAAUGGACUUAGUGUGUUUUCCCCUGAUGUUACUAGAGACAUGCUCGAUAUAAGGCCAGGGGAGGCUUUGGCCGUGAACUUUCCACUGCAGCUCCACCGCACCCCAGAUGAGAGCGUCGACAUGAACAACCCAAGGGACGGGCUUUUGAGGAUGGUGAAGUCUCUUUCGCCCAAAGUGAUCACUUUAAUCGAGCAAGAAUCAAAUACAAACACAAGCCCAUUCUUCACGAGGUUCGUCGAAACUCUAGAUUACUACUCGGCAAUGUUCGAGUCCAUAGACGUGGCACUGCCAAGGGACGGAAAUAAUCUGAUUAACACAGUGCCGCAUUGCCUGGCGAGGGAUAUCAUCGACAUCAUUGCACGCGAGGGAAAGGAAAGGGUGGGGCGCCACGAACUGUUCGGCAAGUGGAGGUCGAGGUUGCGAAUGGCCGGGUUUGGUCAAUACCCAUUGAGCGCUUAUGUGAGUUCAGUGAUUAGGAGCUUGUUAAGGCGUUACUCGGAAAAUUUCACAGUGGAAGAGAAGGAAGGAGCCAUGUUGUUAGGUUGGAAGCAGAGGAGCUUGAUAUCUGUUUCUGCUUGGCACUGAUACAAUAAAGUUUGAUGUCUGUAACUUGACUUUUCGAGCUGACUGAUCUUCGAAGCUGCCUCGUAUGUGCACCGACGGAGUGGCGGGAGCUAUUCUGAGCGAGCGAUACCGCGAUUGGAAUUAAGAUAUGCUGUAUUCAAAAUGAACGCUUGAACAUUCAGGCCAUAUCUUGAGCUCCAUAUUUAUAGAAGUUUUAGCCGGUGGCGGGGUCAUGCCCUGUCACUGCUUGGUAAUUGCAUGUGUGGUCCAAGUCCUAGAAAAUGAGUACAGCCACACUGCGUGGGAAGUGCCUGUUAGUUUAAUUGCUAGUGGUGUUUAAUUACUUGUCUAUGGGAUUUAAAGGCUUUUUAUAUCCUUACAUGUGUCGAGCGUGCUU
Messenger RNA from Rhodamnia argentea, 2427 nucleotides. RefSeq names its product scarecrow-like protein 21. The record is from RefSeq and is a predicted model, not a curated record. Gene Ontology annotation, biological process: regulation of DNA-templated transcription. The transcript is spliced from 2 exons. Lineage: Eukaryota; Viridiplantae; Streptophyta; Magnoliopsida; Myrtales; Myrtaceae. Gene Ontology annotation, cellular component: nucleus. Bases 300 to 2051 code for a protein of 583 amino acids. Gene Ontology annotation, molecular function: sequence-specific DNA binding; DNA-binding transcription factor activity.